UAAGUUCAGAGAGGUUUAAUAUCAGUAAAUUGGCCAUCUUUAUUUCUUUUUGGUUUCCAUCUACUAAGGUGGGUAACUAUGGGGCUUACAAUCUGUAUUGUUGGAGAGAGGCUACAUCCUAAUGAAAUCAUAGAUCUUGUGAAGUAUUUUUAUUAUUCAGAAGGCUUAGGAAACAUUUAAAAAUUUUACUAUUUUAGAAUUUCAUUUUUUUUAAUUCAGAAUUUAAUAAUCACCAACCAAAUGAGUAUUUCCGUACAUAUACAUUGUCAAACCAAAGGAGAGAUUGUGCAUGAAACUACAAAUUUCUGUUAUGUUAUGAAGAUCCUGCUUUUCUUCUUAAAAACUUUUUAAAUACAGAAUUAGAAAAGAAAAGAAAAAAAUUAUCAUAUAUAUAGCAAAUCAAAAGAGCAUGCAAUAUAAACUAAUAAAUUUCCAUUUCAAAAAAACCUAGAUAAUAAUUACUACACAUUCUUUUCAAAGCUGCCCUUCUUUGCUUCCUUGUUGGUUUUCUUUUGUUCUCUGCGGUGCAUUUUUUACUUUAUUUUUUUCCUCUCCCUAAAGAAGGUUACAGUUAAGCCUGGAUAUAUUCAUAGAUAUCUAUAAACAUACAUUCACACAUACAAAUAAGACUGUACCAUGUUUAUUUCUAUCUGUUGUCUGUUUCUCUGAAGGUUCUCCUCUCUUCCUUCAUAUGUGGAGGUCUUUCUAAAUCAACCAGCUCAUCAUUUCCUAUACCACUGCAGUACUUACUAUGCACUCUUAUCACAUCCUAUCUGAUUAUCUAUGAAAGUUUUUUUCUCCAAUUUCUACAUUCUUCCUAUUCUAGACUACAUAGAUUUGAUUUAUACAAGAAGAUUUUCAUUUGAAAUAAUCAAAAUUAUUCUUUUUACCAAAAUACUGAGGAGGAGUUAAAGGAGAAAGGAAAGAGAAAAACAUAACUUGGGGUAAAUAAGAUGGCAGGAAAUACAGAAUUAGUUAUUUUAACUGAAUGUGAAUGGCCAUCUUACCACUUCCACUUUAGUGUAUAGCAGACUGGAUUAAAAGCCAGAAUCCUGCAACUUGCAGUUUACAAGAAACACAUUUAAGUAAAGGUAAAAGCCUGGAGCAGAAUCUAUCAUGCUUCAGGUGAAGUAAAAAAAAAAGCAGGGGUAGCAAUCCUGAUCUCAGAUCAAGCAAAAGCAAAAGUAGAUCUAAUUAAAAGAGAUAAGGAAGGAAACUAUAUCUUGCUAAAGGAUACCAUAGAUAAUGAGGCAAUAUCAAUACUAAAUAUAUUUGCACUAAGUGGUAUAGCAUCCAAAUUCCUAGAGAAGUUAAGAGAACUGCAAGAAGAAAUAGACAGCAAAACUAUACUAGUGGGGGAUCUCACCCUUGCUCUCUCAGAACUAGAUAAAUCAAACCACAAAGUUUUAGAAAAUUUAAGUAUGAUAGAUCUUUGGAGAAAAUUGAAUGGAGACAGAAAGGAGUAUGUAUACUUUUUUUCUCAGCAGUUCUGGAACCUAUACAAAAAUUGACCAUGUAUUAGGACAUAAAACCCUCAAAAUCAAAUGCAGAAAGGCAGAAAUAAUAAAUGCAUUUUUUCAGAUCAUGAUGUAAUAAAAAUCUCAUGCAAUGAAAGGCCAGCAGAAAAUGGACCAAAAAUUAAUUGGACACUAAAUAGUCUAAUCCUAAAAAAUAGUGAAACAACAAAUCAUCGACACAAUCAAUAACUUCAUUCAAGAGAAUGACAGUAAUGAGACAACAUACCAAAAUUUGUGGGAUGUUGUCAAAACAGUCAUUAGGGGAAAUUUUAUAUCGCUAGAGGCUUACUUGCAUAAAAUAGAGAAAGAAAAGCUCAAUGAAUUGGACUUACAACUAAAAAAGCUAAAAUAAUUAAAAUUAUUCUUUUUACACUCCUAACAUGUUCUCCCUUAUAAUUUAAAGUCUGAUACUAUUGAAUGUUUACAUCUUUUUUUUUUCCUGGUUUCUUUUGCUUUUCCAAAUGAACUUUGUUCUUCUUUUUAGUAGUCUAAUUGGGUUGACAUUGAAUAAAUAGAUUAGUUAGGUAAAAUUGUCAUUUUAAAAAUUUCAUUGGCUUUAGCAGCCCAUGAACAAUAAAUAACUUCAAUUAUUUAGAUCUGAGUUUAUAUUAAAAGUGCUUUAUAUUUGUGUUCAUAUAGUUCCUGUGUCUGUUGCUUUUCUUUUUUUAAAUCUUUUUUUAUUCUGAACCUAACACCAAAUAAAAUGGGAAUUUCUAUAUACAUUUUUAGAAAAGGAAAAGGAGUUGGUACAUAACAAUCUGUUAAGUACAGUUAGCACUUUUAAAAUGUAGCUUUAAGCUUUUCUGUUUGUCUAUGAUUUUUUCUGACUUUUUGUGCAUUUUUAAAAUAAGAUGAGCCUCUCUUUUCUUCUUCUUUCCUUCCCUUCCUUCUUUCUUUCAACUUUUCUUCCUUCUCAAAUCUAUUGUUAUUCCUCUCCUUCCCAUGCCUUCCCAUUCCAGUGAAAAAAAUUAAAAGCCUUUUUCUAACAAAUUUGCAUAGUCACUUGCUUUUCUUUUUAAUCAUGAUAACUAUAACAUGCAAUUUUCAGUGACAUUUAUUUAUUUGUUAAUUAUUAAAGCUUUUUAUUUUUUAAGACAUGCAUGGACAAUUCUUCAACAUUAGCCCUUGCAAAAUCUUGUGUUCCAAUUCCCCCUUUGCCCUCCCCUCCCCCGCCUUUCCCCUCUGCACUGUGGAAGACCUCUACCCAACAUGACUACUCAGAGAUCACUCAAAGUAGAAAGCAGAAAGAUUGCUUAUUAUUAAAUUCUCAUGAAAAUGGGCAGUCCCACUGCCAGAUAAGGUACUCAAGGCCAAAGACUCAGUGGAUACACACAGAUUUAUAGUAUUUGUUACAAGGGGUUACAUCACAAGAGAGCAUGGGGUGGGGCAAUCUAAUUAGUUGUUGCUAUCUGGAGAGAUUGGAAUGAAAAGUUUCUGUUUCCCCAAAAUCACCUGAUUUCUAGGAAACAGAAAAUCAGGCCUUCAGGUUUUAGAUAAUCAAGCAGACAAUGUUUAAACUAAUAGACUAAAUAGGGGAAAAUGUCAAAUACUGAUAAAUGUCACUGACUAAUGUUAAAUAAAUAUGUCUGCAACCAAUCAAGGCCAAGCAAAUAUGCUUGCACGUGUUAUAUCCAUGCGGUCAUAGAGUAACACAGGAAUAAUGAAAACAAAAAAAAAGAAUUCACACAUUACUAUAAGUUCUUCAUUUCUCCAUUCCAUACACCCCCAUGCCCUUCCCUAGAUGGCAAAUAGUCCAAUAAACUUGUUAAACAUGGUAGAAAUACAUGUUAAAUCCAAUACAUGCAUACAUAUUUAUACAAUUAUCAUGCUGCACAAGAAAAAUCAAGUCAAAUCAUUAAAAAAAAAAAAAAGAUAAGCAAAAUAAAAUGCAAGCCAACAACAAUAGAAAGAGUAAGAAUGCUAUGUUGUGAACCAUAAUCAAUUCCCACAGUCUUCUCUCUGAGUGGAGAUGGCUCUCUUCAUUACUGAAUAAUUGGAACUGCUUUGAAUCAUCUCAUUGUUGAAGAGAACCUGUCCAUCAGAGUUGAUCAUUGUAUAAUCUUCUUGUUGCUAUGUAUAAUGAUCUCCUGGUUCUGCUCCUUUCACUUAGUAUCAGUUCAUGGGAGUCUCUCCAAGUCUCUCUGAAAUCAUCCUGUUGGUCAUUUCUUACAGAACAAUAAUAUUCCAUAACAUUCAUAUACUGUAAUUUAUUCAGCCAUUCUCCAGUUGAUGGGCAUCCAUUCAGUUUCCAAUUUCUUGCUACUACUAAAAGGGCUGCCACAAACAUUUUUGUACAUGUGGGUCCCUUUCCUUCCUUUAAGAUCUCUUUGGGAUAUAAGCCCAGUAGAAACACUGCUGGAUCAAAGGAUAUGCACAGUUUGAUAGGUCUUUGGGUAUAAUUCCAAAUUGCUUUCCAGAAUGGUUGGAUCAGUCCACAACUCCACCAGCAAGGUAUUAGUGUCCCAGUCUUCCCACAUCCCCUCCAAUAUUUGUUAUUAUAUUUUUCUGUCAGUGACAUUUUUUGAAGAAAUUUUCUUUUUUCUACAGUGACAAAGUGGCCUUUAUCACUGGAGGAGGUUCAGGAAUUGGGUUCCGAAUUGCAGAAAUCUUCAUGCGUCACGGAUGCCACACAGUCAUUGCCAGCAGAAACCAGCAAAGAGUGUCUGAUGCUGCAAAGAAAUUGGUUGCUGCUACUGGUCAGCAAUGCCUUGCUCUGUCUCUGGAUGUUCGGGAGCCUCAGACCAUUACUGCUGCAAUUGAUAAGGCUCUGAAGAAAUUUGGCAAGAUUGACAUUCUCAUCAAUGGUGCAGCAGGUAAUUUUUUGUGUGCAGCUAGCAGCUUAUCCUUCAAUGCAUAUAAAACUGUGAUUGAUAUCGAUACAGUUGGCACCUUCAAUGUCUCCAAAAUCAUGUUUGAGAAGUACUUCCAGGACCAUGGUGGUGUGAUCAUUAACCUCACUGCCACCCUGGACUACCGAGGACAGGCAUUCCAGGUGCAUGCAGGCACUGCCAAGGCAGCUGUUGAUGCAAUGACAAGGCACUUGGCUGUGGAGUGGGGUCACAACAAUAUCCGAGUUAAUAGUCUGGCACCAGGCCCCAUCAGUGGCACAGAAGGGAUGCGUCGACUUGGUGGCCAUCAACCCAACUGGGAUAGAAAUAUUUUGAGAAGUCCUCUCCAGAGAAUGGGGAACAAGACUGAGAUUGCCCAUGCUGCAUUGUUCUUGGCUAGCCCCUUAGCAUCCUAUGUGACAGGCACAGUCCUAGUGGUAGAUGGUGGGAGCUGGCUGACUAAUGCCAAUGAUUACAUGAAGUUGUUGGGGAUUGAUACUUAUUACCCUUCCAAACUCUAGAUUUAAGCUGAUGGUUAUUUGGGAAGAGUGAGUGGCUGCUUUCAUUGAAUUUCAUAAAGGAUGGCCUCUUCCUUUAUUCAUUUUCAUGGCUGCUUCAUUAUAGCUUAAAUAUCUUGAGUUCUUUUUUUUUCCUUCUUAAAAGUUUGCCUCUUGAUUUUUCAGAAGGGUCAUUGCACUCACCAUAAAUUAACAUUAAGAAUUAACAUAUUUUAACAUUACAAUUCUACAAUUCUAUCAUUGUAAGUUAAAGUUAUUAAACUUAAAUCAAUAUUAUAUCAAUAGAAUAUUUUAAAUUAAUAUUAGUUGUUAUAUUAAUAUUAUUCUUUAUAUGCUCAGAUAUUUCAAGGUAUGUCAGCUAACAAAAAUAUGGGAUUAUUGUAGUAAGAAGUGAUAUUUACAUAAGAGCUUUAAAGUUUACAAAAGACUUUAUGCAUCUCCACUUACUUGAGCCUUCUUUCAACCCUAGGAGAUACGUUCUACAGCAGAAAUGCCAGAUUUUGGGGCCUCAGAACUCUCCAUUUUAGCCAGAACAGAUUACAGUAUAAUUAGAAAAUGUUUAACAAAACAAAUAAAAAUAGAAUACAACAUAGAUGAUAAUAUGUUGUGGUUUUCUAAGUAUGCUGCAUCAGGAAUCAGGAUUCAUUUUUCUUUUGAGUUUGAUACCACUUUGUAUAGUUAUUAUUUACUAUCAUUUUUUUUUUACAGAUGAGGAAAUUGAGAGCUAGAGACGUAAAGGGCUUAUCUGUGGUCACCUAGUUAAUAAAAAUACCUAAUCAAGGGCAGGUUUUUUUUUUAAAUUCUGAGAUUAGUAAGUACCCCCCAAAAGAACAGUUGAAUAUUCAAAGUGGAGCAGAAAUAGAAGAUUAUCUGUAAAAACAUACAUGGCCAUUAAGUGCAGCUUCCUUUUUUUUUUUUUUUUUUUAAAGUAUAUAAUACCUUAAACAUGUUACUUCCAAAUAUAUCUUGUUUGCUUCUUUUGAGUUUUCUUCAUUUCUCUUCUGUGUGUUUUAAAACAUUCCUUAAUGACCUCUUUCCUUUUGUUUUUUGAAAAUCUUAUUGUUAGUUUUGCCCUUGAAUUUAUCCUCCCCAAAUUAAAAAUAAAAACACAAUUCUUUGGAACAAUCAAGUAUAGUCAAGCAAAACAAAUCUGCUUAGGCGUCAUAUUCAAAAAUGUGUAUCUCUUUUGGCACUUUCAGUCCUUCACUAGAAGCAGGAUUUGAACAUAGUUUUUCCAAACAUUAAGUCUAGUGCUCCCCCCUCUGUAGUGUUGCCCCUGUUGUUUGUCCUUCACUCUCAAACAAGACCAUGACAUAUUAAAAGUGAUUCCAUGACAUGCAAGUGAAUUGGAUAUAAGUGAGAGAAGGCUGUGCAAAAGGACCAUAGAUCUCUGGACAAAACUGAAUGGGAAUAAAAAGGAAUAUAGCGUUUUUCUCAUGAGGCAUUGCAUGGCUCCUAUAUAAAAACUGACUGUGUAUUUAGGGCAUAAAAGUCUCAUAACCAAAUGCAGAAAAGAAGAAAUAGUCGAUGCAUCCUUUUCAGAUUACAAUGCAAUAAAAAUUACAUUCAGUAAUAGGUUAAAAUUAAUUGGAAACCAAAAUCUAAUUCUAAAAAAUAAGUGGGCCAAAGAACAAAUCAUAGGAAGAAUAGAUAACUUCAUUAAAAAAAACGAAGACAACAUUCCAAAAUUUAUGGAAUACAGUCAAAGUGGUACUUAGGGGAAAUUUUAUAUCUAAAAUUCAGUAAAAUAGAGAUAUAGCAGAUCAAUGAACUGGGCAUACAACUUUAAAAAAGGCUAGAAAAAGAACAAAUUAAAACUCUGCAAUUAAAUACCAAAUUGGAAAUCCUGAAAAUCAAGAGAUGAAAAUCAUUGAAAGAAAAUCAUUGAACUAAUAAACCUAGAAGUAGGUUUUAUGGAAAAAAAAAAAAAAACAAUAAAAUAGAUAAAUCAUUGCUGAUUUUUUUUUAAAGGAAAUAAAACCAAAUUGCUAGUCAAUAAAAAGGAAAUUAAGACAAUUGUUAGGAACUAUUUUGCCCAAUUAUAUGCUAAUUGACAUUUUAAAUGAAAUGGAUGAACAGCUAAAAAAAUAUAAAUUAUUCAGAUGAAUAGAAGAAGAAAUAAAAUACUUAAACCUAAUCUCAGAAAAAGAAAUUGAAAAAAUCAUUAUAGCACUUCCUAAAAAAAAAAAUCCCCAGGGACUAGGUGGAUUCACAAGUAAAUGCUACCAAACAUUUAAAGAAUAAUCCCAAUACAAUAUAAACUAUUUGGAAAAUUAAGGGGCAGAAUCCUACCAAAUUCCUUUUAUAACACAAAUAUAGUAUUUAUACCUAAA
This is a messenger RNA of Antechinus flavipes (yellow-footed antechinus), 7196 nucleotides long. It is a transcript of the gene DECR2, whose product is annotated as 2,4-dienoyl-CoA reductase 2. NCBI's taxonomy places the organism in Eukaryota, Metazoa, Chordata, Mammalia, Dasyuromorphia, Dasyuridae. Gene Ontology annotation, biological process: fatty acid catabolic process. The record is from RefSeq and is a predicted model, not a curated record. The coding region runs from base 4129 to 4866 and encodes 245 amino acids. Gene Ontology annotation, molecular function: 2,4-dienoyl-CoA reductase (NADPH) activity. The transcript has 8 exons.